Messenger RNA from Tuber aestivum (summer truffle), 8251 nucleotides. NCBI's taxonomy places the organism in Eukaryota, Fungi, Ascomycota, Pezizomycetes, Pezizales, Tuberaceae. The record is from the annotation of a GenBank genome assembly.
CCAUAACAAUUCUCCAAGAUGCCUAUCGCUCCCAAGAGAAACAAUGGCCAGGAUCAAUCUCUCACGGUUCUGCUGCGCAAUAUUAUCAGCGAAUACCCCGCCGGCGGUGGUGUCCUUCGUGAGCUUUGUCAAAAUGCGGACGAUGCUGGUGCAGAUUCCAUCGAAUUUGUGCUCGAUACACGACAACACCCUACUGAGGGUCUUCUCCACGAGGACCUUGCGGAAUUUCAGGGAAUCUCCCUUCUCGCAUACAAUAACAAGCCUUUUUCCCAGAAAGAUUUCCAGUCCCUAAUGCGGAUUGGUGAUAGUGGAAAGGCUAAGGAUCUUACCUCCACCGGAAAGUUUGGCCGGGGAUUUAACAGUGUAAUUCCUAUCCCACCGAUGGCUUUCUUUCGCCCAACACUCACAACGUUAACAUGCUAAUUACGGGGGCUUUAGGUAUACAACUGGACUGACAAUCCAUCCAUACUCUCCGGAACCUCACUCUUAUUGCUUGACCCGCACAAGAAAUGGUCUUCGAAAAUUGGUUUCGCCGGGGGCCCGCUUUACGAUUUCGUUGACAGCCAUGAGGAGCCCGAGAUGAAGAAUCAACUUUCUGCAUUUGAUAGUAUUUUGAAAACCUACGAUACGACUUUCGAUGGGACCAUUAUCCGCCUACCAUUGAGGAGUGAAGCUCAGGCUAUAAGAAGCGAAAUCGUCGAGGAUCAUUUGUCGACUUCGCAAAAAGAUAUCGAAGAUGUCUUCCAAUUGUUUACAAACGAACUUGUGGAAUCUCUACUCUUCUUGCGCAAUUUGCGCUCAAUCACCUUGAGAAUUGAUGACACCGUCUUUGCCAGAGCUGAGUCCACCGUCCCGAGCGAGACGAAAAAUGACAGAGGAGAGAACCCCGUCAAUGAGGGUUACCGCCAGGUUCUCGUGGAACAAUCAAGAGAGCAUUACGAAUCGGACUUUAUGAUGGAAAUCAGCAUCCUUCGGAGCACCGAACCCGGCACAGAUCCUUCUGAAACUAAGGUCAGAUAUGCGAUAAGUCAUUAUCUACGGAAAUCGACAGGGGAUGGGAAUCUGCAGAAAUGGGCAAGGAACCACAAGCUAUUCCCUUGGGUGGCAAUUGCCAAUCCUUUAGACGUUUGUUCAUCCAGUUUUACGUAUAGUAUUUGGCCAAAACUAAUUUAACCCCCAGAAAACACCCGAUUUCGAUGGAAGGCUGUUCACUACUCUUCCUCUCCCAAUUCAGACGAAACACCCUGCCCACAUCCACGGAAUAUUCAGCAUUACCCCAGAUCGGUCCAAUAUCCAUUCCGGGGGUGACACCACCAUGAGCUCCAAUUCAGCAACUCGGUUGGGCGCUCAAUGGAAUGAGUGGUUGCUACAUGAGUGUGUGCCACAUGCUUGGGUCCGCAAUCUAGAGUUCAUGAGGAACGAGAACCUUUCUCCUGGUUGGGAUUUCUGGCCUGCAGGGAAACAGGGAGAGUGGGGCCAAUUGUGGAUGGGCAUUUUAGGGACGGUUUUUAAGAGGGUCGUCGAGGAUGGUCUCGAGCUAUUACCAACCUUGAGCGGAAUGGUAAAACCGGCCAAGGAGGUUGCAUUUACCCUUGAUAUUCCCGAAGACCUGCAUUCCUCCUUGAGAGAUGCCGGAGCUCGAGUCGUGUUCCCCCCGGCAGACAGAGGGACAGAAAUUGGUGCUCUAGAUCACAAACAAAUGGGCCUCGAAUACCUUUCGCCUUCUACCGCACGGCGCCAUUUGACGACCAUCAAAGACUCUGAUGCACUCCUGAAUCUCGAUAUCAAGUCCCGGAUGGUCCUGCUAGAUUAUAUUCUGUCUGAUUCCAGGUUUCAGGAUUUUAAGAGCUGUGAAGCCCCUCUAAUCCCUCUAUCAGAUGGUACUUUUCGGGGGUUGGAAAUGGCCAGGUCCCAGGGCGAUCGGAUAUUCAUAGCGAGAGACAGAACCGAAGAGGUCCUCUUUACAAAAUCACCAGAAAGAAUAGUGAAAAUAGGUGCUCUUCCCAAGAAAUCGCGGGCAAUACUCGUGAGACACAUCGCCGAGAUCGAAAAAUGCACUAGAAUCAAGGCGUGGACUGUUGGAGAUGCGGCUCAAUAUUGUUCUUCCUAUGAAUUCGAUGGAAUGGAAGAAUCGAAACCAGUGGUUAAAAUCGAUAAACCUGGGUUCAAUAGUUUCGUUGAGUUGUUCUGGGAGUGGGCUUCCAAGGCUCAGCACAGGGGAGUCGGAGGGUCUGCAUUGGUGAACGCAUUGAAGGAUCUAUGGCUUAUUCCUCUAGGAAGACAGAUGUUUCAGAGAAUUGGAAGUAUCUCCGAAUAUCCUGCCUUGAAUGUGUCGGCGGACAGGGGAAUUGGCUCAUUUCUAAAGCAAACUGAAUCUGCUCUCGCAAAUCGCUUCGUGCCUGAGAUAAUGUAUCUCCACACCGGGGAUGGCUUCCCACACGCUACAAAAACCCUCCAAGGGCUCGGGCUUAUCAAGGAUUAUGACGACCGGGCGUCCCUAAUGAAGUGGCUUGAGGUUACCAUGAAAGUUUUUGCUGAAAGAUUGGAUCAUGGUGAAAAAAUAGAAUUGGUGCGACGCCUCCUUGACCUGACGAAAUACUGUAAUGCUUCUGAACGAUCGUGCAUGGAACCAACAGUCCGGAAAUUGCCCAUAUUUCAGGAAGCAAACGGCUCGAGCACGAACGAACGGUCAGUUUGCCUCCUCGUUAGUUUUGAUAGUUGUGCUAAUAGAGUCAAGAAGUCCCUGGAUAUCAAUCACUAGCGAUGAUCCUAGUUCUCUUGCAACAUAUGUUGGGGUGGAACAUCUACCAAUCACACUAGAUACACCUCAACACACUUUCAUCGACAUCCGAAAUCCAGAGCUCAAAGAACUCGUAUCCCACCUGCAGUUAUUCAGGUUCCCCUCUAUUUCUGAGAUACUCGAAGAUCAUGUUGUUCCAAGGAUCUCGGAAACUGGUACACCCAACGAUAAAAGGAGAAUGGAAUUGAUAAAAUUUGCGUUGAGUCGUUUCGAGUUUCUAUCGGAUGAAGCUUGUUCUGCGCUUUCUUCGAAGGAGAUCGCCCCCGUAAGCGGCGAGAAGCUUAGGCGCCCCAAGGAUACGGUCUCGGGAAAACACGUGACUGCACUCUAUUUCGAAGAUGAGGAGCGGUCUCCAAUCAAAAGCUUUGAUGACGCUUAUCAUCCUGCACUUGUUCGUUUGGGAAUGCCGGGGGGUAUAACCGAUGAGAUUAUAUUGGAAAGAAUUCAUGCCUACAGCAGCUCUGGGCGCCCGCAUCGCGAUAUUAGUAAUAAAGUAUCCUUAUUGUUCUACCGCGGCAAACCACCCCGCCAGCCACCCAGUAAGGAGUGCAUGGAAUUGUGUUGGAUCCCGGCAAUAAGCUUAGAAGGGGAACUUGGGUUGUUCAGUGCUCUCCAAUGUCGAUCUCCAAGUUUUCGAUCUUUGUGCAGUUAUUCCGUGCCAAUUGUGGACUUCGUCAUCAGACCGGCAUGGGAAAAAUGGUUGGGAUGGGACGGCAAGCUCACCGUGGAACUAAUGAAUAAACAAUUAGAAGGGGCAAUAAAGAAAAAUGACCGUUCCUCGUUAGCGAGCCUAGUCGAAUAUUGGAGUAAGAUCUACGAGUUUGCCUGGGGCACUUCAACAGUAGACGAAGAACUGAAGUUGAACAGCCGGAAAUGGAUCCCUGGCUCAUCGGGAGAGUUCUUUUCUCUAACCGAAAUUUUCUUUACCGGAGCCACGCAGCUUCCUCCUUACCAUGAUGAUGUUUGCAAAGGGUUCCUAGACGCAAGGCAAGGAAUCAAACAAUUUCUUACUCGUGUGGGGGUUAAGCAAGCGCCUACAUUUGAACAGGUAAUUCAUAUCCCCCCCCACCCGGUUUUGGGUGUGCGAAAUGAGUGGCUCUUUGCUGACUCAAGGGUCCCAGUUGAAAGAGCUACAAGACAGAAUUACGAUCGAGGGACCCCUUUCAAAGCAGGAUCUAGAGGUAGCGCUUUAUAUCGUGGAACAAGUCGCGAAGCGACAUAAUAGUAAGAAGGGCCAGGAUUUAAUAUCAGGUUUCAAGGCUCCCGAUCAGGAUGGGGUUAUGCGCACGUUUUCGGAGCUCACCGCGGGUGGUAGUGACAUACCUCUUUCCCUGGAAAAUAGGUCAACACUGCACCCGAGAAUCUCGGAAUCAACAAUAAAGAAACUUGGAUUACCUACCGCGGAAGAUAGGAUUCUCGCAUCUUUCAACGACCCAUGCUUCGAGCAAGACUUCUCCCAAACACAGAGCCCCAAGGCCGUGAUCCGAGAUACCUUACAACGGUACAGUGUGGAAAGCACGUUCAGCGAGUACUUGGCCAACGCGGAGGAUUGCAUGGAUGAAGAGGGCAAAACUGCAACCCGAAUCGAUUGGAUGAUUGACCACUCCACUGAAUACCCAACAGAGAAAUUGAUAACUCAGGAUCUCGGGGCCGUUCAAGGGAAAGCUCUAUUUUGCUACAAUGAUGGUGGUGGGUUCCAAAAUGGGGGCGGCGUUUGUCCAGACAUUAAAGCAUAAUACUAAUAGCUGCCUAGUGUUUACCGACGAGGACUUUAAGUCCAUCAUUGAUGUUGGUAUUGGAUCGAAGGGCCUUGACUACUCUAAGAUUGGCAAAUUCGGAAAAGGGGCUUUAACUAUGUAAGAUUAUGGUCUGAUCGUAAAAAUACUUACGCUCAUAUUACUUUGUUGUCACUAGGUAUCAUUGGACAUCCGCACCCAGCUUUGUUUCUGGGGAUUUCUACGUGAUAUUCGAGUACGUAACAAGGUCCGCCAGUUCAUUCACAGACGCUGAUAUUUAAAGUCCCGAGAAUUGUUUUCUGCCGCCGCGUCCCCUCACGGGCAAGCCACGCGGCGGAUUAAAGUUUAGAAUUCGAGAUGUUCAGGCCCAUUGUAAGUCCUGUCAAUCUAAAAUUAUCUAAAACCGCCUUUCGACGUCUAGUACUGACAUAAAUAAGAUCCGGAUCAAUUGAAACCUUUUGAAGGAGUAUUCGACUUUUCCGCAGCUUCUCCUAGAUUUGAAGGAACAAUCUUCAGAUUCCCAUUUCGCGGACUUACGGAUAAAUCCGCGUUAUCUUCAAGGAACGUCACCUCAAUGGAGACAACCUCCUAUCUCGAUAGUUACAAAGAGAGGGCGAGGAUAUCACUCAUAUUUCUCAAGCAUGUCUCAUCCAUAUCCUAUUGGCAAAAGGGGCUCAAGGAACCCAUCUGGACAGUCUCAGCAUCAUCAAAGCCGCUGCGGGCAAUUAGAUCCACCAGGAUAAACGAGGUGGAAAUCACCGUGAAAAGCUUUGGACGAAUACAGUUCCUCGGGGGCUUGGGUCCUGUAGUGAAUGACAAAUGGUGGACAAUCGAGGGGUCCACCGAAGAGCAACAUAUCCCAGCGGAGUUACGUGAGAUGGCUGAAUACAAUAGACUUAGAGCCACAUACGGACUUGCGGUUCCAGAUCGCAUCAAGGCCACCUGUUGUUUUAUGGAACUUCCCCUGCAAACGAAAUGUCCCCUAUCCCUCCCAGUUAGCAUUAAUGCGGUAAGUCGGGGGACCCUCAUACUCCCGGGUUAGGAGGAUCAAGUGCUAAUUCGCACUUGAAACAUGUUCUAGAAUAUGGCAUUGCAGAGCGACAGACAAACACCCAUAUCGGAAGAGAAAAAUGGACCCCACGAGGGCUUCAAAUGGAAUAAUUGGAUUUUCAAAGAGGGUAUAGUACCUCUCUAUCUCCUGUUCCUACGACACCUCAUGAAGCUUCAUGGAACAAGUGGCUACCGUUUUUGGCCGGCCCCACCCUCUGAGCUCAAAAAUUCCGACCACGUAUCCUUGACUAUCUCAACCGAAUUUUGGAAAAAGGCGGGUGAAAGCUCUUUUGAUCUAUACCCUCAAAUACCACCUCCUAUUUCUACGCCACAGAGAAGCAAACUACAGACAGAUGAAAACCUCAGCAUCAGGAAAGCUAUUUUCAACUUUCUGGGCAAAGAACAGAGCCAAUUUAUAGUACCGCUCCUUAUGCAACUUAGUAUUACGAAUAUAGUAACACCUCCUCCUAUUGUUGCUAAGGGAUUGUCGAAUGCUACUAUAGACGGAGCAUCGCUGUUGUUGGUGACUCCGGCGUAUGUUCGGGAUUUGCUCCGCAACCCAACGCGAUGCAAGCUACUCCAAGACGACUGGAAUAAAAGCCCAGGGAGCCUGGCAAGCAACAUCAACAAGCUACUGUCCUUCUUCUUGCAAGAUACAUCAGAGGAUUGCUUGACCGGAUGCUCACUUCUACUGCUCGACGAUGGGUCCUGGGGGACCUUUUCACGAAAGUCAACUUCCAAGUUCCAGUACUUUACCUCUAGAACUCCUUUAGAGCGUAGCAUCCUGGAGGUCACAGACGGGAGGCUAGUUUCUAAAGAUCUUGAGGGAUCUGUGGUUUGUGGAUUGUUAGGGAGGGAGAUGAAUAUUUCCCAACUAACCUUCGAUCAUAUAGCCCAGCUAUGUGGGCUGGUGGAGUCAAAAGAUCCUCAAUACAGAAAAGACUGGCUUGUCAACGUGUGGGAAUAUUUUGAACAGUGUGUCAUCAAAGAUCCCGCCAACAAGGAUCGAUAUCUCAAAUCCAUCGAAUCAUUACCGGUAUAUUCUGGGUCAGUCGUGGGUGAACCAGGUGGUCUGCGGUUUCUUACUCCUUUGAAUUUUGUUUCUGGAAACCUUCCAGCGAUCGUCGAUCCCUUCACUUCCUCCCUGGAAGGGGGAAUAUCAACACUUCUCCGAUCACUAAAUGGCUUAAUAUUAAUAAGUAAAGCCACAUUUCCCACGACACAAGCGUUCGCCGAGUCGGUAUACUCGUUACAAGGUGCCCGUCGCCUUAUCAAGGCUAUCGGCUCCCUACCCUUUACGGUACCUGCGAUCCAUUCAUUAAGUCAGGUCUUUUCGGGUGCAUCCCGGGAAGGCAAUGAGGUAGUUAUCUCCAAGACCCAUCGUUCAACCUCGAUUGUCUCUAACACAUAUUAGGCUCUGAGCAAUCUUAUCCUCCCUCAUAUCUCAGAUAUCCUGGGUGGAGACCACUCAGCGGUGGGCACACUGAAGCAGCUUCCGAUAUGGCCUGUUCUCUCGGGGUCUUUCCAGUCCGCAGAAAAGCUAAAACUGGCUCCCCAUAUAAACCUGACUCUGACAACAAUGAUAGACCAAACCACCUUUUUGAGAGUCGAUCUAGCUUCCAAAUAUAAGGAUGUACUAAAGAAAUUAGGUGUUCCCCAGCUGUCCUACCAGGAUUUCCUGAACAAUGAGGUUGGCUUGGCUCGCGGGUACCUACCCGCCGAAAAUAUUGGCGUGUACCAAAGGUUUAUCGAGAUGGUUUAUAAGGUGAACCCCGGCAUAUUUCAAACCUGCAACCUGGCUGUGAACGGAGAUUACCGCUUUUGUUUACCAAAUACCCUUUACGACUCUUCGGUACAUUUGUUCCAGGCAGCGUUCCGGGACCAACGGAACUCAAGAUUCCUGCACCCCACAUUAUCCGCGUCGCGUUUUUGGAGAGACUUCCUGAUCGUGAAUAUUUCGGGGCCAACAUUUAUCGAGUGCGCUCGGUCGAUUGAGCGCCGAAAUAGCCGACCAAAUCCGGACGACCAAGUCGAAUCUGAUUCGCAUGUUGUGUUCGGCCACUUGUGCUGGGACUACCAAGAGAUGCACUCUUGGUCUAUAUGGAAGACUCUCCUCGAAAUACGCUUUGCUCCAAUUCAACAGCCCACCGCGUCGCCGGUCCAGUCAAAAUUAAGAACGAUGCAGAGAGAGAAAUUCAGGCAGCCGAAUAAGCUCAUAGCUAUUUCAGAGGCUGUGGACCCAAAGUAUGAGGGGAUCUCAUGGGGCCAAAAGCCAGUGCUUUGGAGAGAGCUGGGUUCACUGGCUUUUAGGAAGAUAACGUCGGUGAAACCAAUGAUUACACCAAAGACAGUGAUAGGCCAGCUCGAAUUCCUUGCAUCACACCGCGAGGAAAUAACGAGAGAAGAGCUUCCAACAUGCAUCUCUGAAAUUAAGAAGGCCUACGAAUACCUUGAGGAAGAGAUACUCAGAUGCCCUAUCCAAGAGAGCGCGCUAAUAUGGCUCAAUAUCGAGAACGAAGACCUAGGGAGGAUAACUCUAGAAACCUUCCGAAAAUCCUGGUCGUGCUCAAGGAAUCUUUGCUUAAAUAUCAAGUACGACUCCGGGGAGAUCAAGCGUGUCCGCUCCUUCCUAGGCCGCUUCCACCAGCUCUUACUCCAUGCCAAC